Ochotona curzoniae (black-lipped pika) is the source of this 1274-nucleotide messenger RNA. RefSeq names its product calcium binding protein 4 (gene CABP4). Lineage: Eukaryota; Metazoa; Chordata; Mammalia; Lagomorpha; Ochotonidae. The coding region runs from base 1 to 813 and encodes 270 amino acids. The record is from RefSeq and is a predicted model, not a curated record. The transcript is spliced from 6 exons. Gene Ontology annotation, molecular function: calcium ion binding.
AUGGCUGCAGAGCAGGGGAGUGGGCAGCCAGGCCCCCAGCAGCCCCCCGUGGAGGCUGAGAGCCCCAGGAGCCAGGCUGAGGGCCCCCUGGCCACCAGCAGGAGCAGCAAGAAGAAGAAAGGACUCAGCGGGUCCCGCCAAGGCGUCAGCAGCUCCAAGGAGCCGCCCUCUGCCCAGGGCCCCAAGCCUACUGGGAGUGGCAAGCCAGGAGAGGGCCACCCGGGAUCUGCGGGAUCUGCGGGAGCAGUCCCCGGGCCGGCCUUGCGGCGCCGCUCCAGACACCGACUGGACCACUGUGACAUUGCUGCUCAGAGGACAUAUGGGCCACUGCUCAACCGAAUCUUCGGAAAGGACCGGGAGCUGGGAGCAGAGGAGCUGGAAGAGCUGCAGGCUGCCUUCGAGGAGUUUGACACUGACCGUGACGGCUACCUGGGCCACCGCGAGCUGGGUGAAUGCCUGCGGACGUUGGGCUACAUGCCCACGGAGAUGGAGCUUCUAGAACUCUCGCAACAUGUCAAGAUGCGCAUGGGCGGCUGCGUGGACUUCGAGGAGUUUGUGGAGCUGAUAGGUCCAAAGCUGCGGGAGGAGACGGCGCACAUGCUAGGGGUGCGGGAGCUGCGAGUGGCCUUCCAAGAGUUUGACAGGGACAGGGAUGGACGAAUCACAGUGGCGGAGCUUCGGCAGGCGGCCCCGGCCCUGCUCGGGGAGCCAUUGGAGGGCUCGGAGCUGGACGAGAUACUGCGAGAAGUGGACCUCAAUGGUGACGGCACAGUGGACUUUGAUGAGUUUGUCAUGAUGCUCUUCAGCCCAUGAGGCAUCAGCAGGGCCAUCUGCCACCUGCUGUGGGAUCCCGGACCCAGGCUACACCUCCUUGCCCCUCUCCGGGCCCCUGGAUGGAGCCAAGGCUCAGACUUCUUUCCUGAGAACAUCGUCUGGCAGAGUGAGCCUGUGAGGACACCCACCAUUCUCAUCCUCACUUCCAGCGUCCUGGAGGAACCCCGGGCCCUGCUGCCUGACGGCCCAUGAGGGCGAGAUCCAGGUCUCUCGAGGCCCUUGCAACUCCCCAACACCGACAGCAAUAACAGCUGAGACCGGGGCUGUGCUGGGCAUCCUGGGGACACAGUGUGUUGGUAGGGUGGCCAGCCCCCAGCACUUCUGAGGCUUCAUAAAACCGCUACCUGAAAAAAUGAACUCAGGAGAAGAGGUUGACCCAGCAUUAAACCGGGCUAUGACACCAACCACCAUGCAAAAUAACCAGGUCCAGGGUGGAUUCU